GGAUAUGAUUUUCCAGUCAAAUAGAAUUAGUAGAAAAUUUGUUUAGGUAAAAUUAAAUUGAAGCAGCAUGGAAGUAAACAAAACACGAACCGCCUUGGACAAAGAAUUCGAUGUGUUCUGGUCAAAUGUCAAUUGUUUUGUUGUGCUGAAUUUUCCGUAUGAAGAAAGAUGUGAAUUUGUGAAAAAGGCCAAAAAUUGCAUACAUGGAACGAACUUCGUACCAUACAUGCAUUUAUUUGCCUGUCAUUUCAAAUGUAAAAAUCAAUUUCAGGAGCUUGUCUUCGUGGCCAUCUUCUUCUUUGUAUGUCUCGAGUUGGUGCUCUGCCUCGGCUAUGCAGCCCAUUAUUAUUACAGUCCAGCGCUGAAGGUCGUUUCGCGAAUGCUCCACAUGAACGAGCAUCUGGCUGGCGUGACGAUAUUGGCUUUUGGCAACACAAGUCCAGAGCUGUUUUCUAAUUUGACGUCUCAUAAGGAUAAUGUGCCCGUAUUUGGCAAUUGCCUCUCGACGGCAUUGUUUGUGGUCAUGUUUGUGGGAGGAUUGAUCUGCUAUCUGUGUCCGUUCAAAAUGAGCUCAUACAGCAUCGUUCGAGACUUACUUUUCUUGAUAUUAGGCGUGACGCUUUUGGAAUAUAUGAUUUCCAGCGACGGGCUGCUUUCGAUUAGAGAGUGCUGCAUAUUAGCGCUAGUCUACAUCGUUUAUUUGGUGGUCAACGUGCUGGACCUGUAUCUAAUGCAUGUUUCCACAAGAUCACUAAGAGUCCAAAUAGACGCUCUGGACAGUAUAGAAAACACACAAGAUGUAAAAGAGCAGCGCAGAUCCCUUGAAAAGAAAUACAACGUGAUUAAAGUCGAUCAACGCGUGGAUAUUCUAAAGCGUGAGCAAGGCCCAAUGGCAGACGGUCCAAGUUUCACCUACAUGACUAAGCGUCCUGGCCGGCGUGCAAGGAUUGACAUGAGGGCCAAUCGCAGAAUUCUAUAUAAUGAAUUCCAGAGAAGAAACCAGUAUCUCUUCAGAGACUUCUUCUACGCACUCCGGCCGGUUGAUUUAGCUGAUUGGCGCAAAGCCAACAUGCUUAUGCGUACCUUUUAUAUAAUAAGGGCUCCAAUUGUAAUAAUAUGUGCGUUAUAUAUACCCUUGGUGGAUUAUGAGAAGGAAUUGAAUGGCUGGAAUAAGCUGCUCAAUUGUCUACAAAUUAUCAUUAAUCCGGCGAUCACAAUAACAAUGGGCAGUGCAAUAAUAUUUAGAGAAAAAUCGAGGCUCUGGUAUUCCACCAUAACCGAGACUUGCAAAUACGGCUUUUACUCCUUUGCGAUAACGGUGCCAAUUUCCAUAUUUGUGUUUUGUCACUCGAGGACCGGUGUCCCGCCAGCAUAUCAUUGGUUGUAUACGAUCUUGAAUCUGACUGGAUCUAUGUUCCUGACUUUCCAGUGUGCCUCCGAAAUAGCCCUGAUAAUCGAUGUGUGUGGCCACAUAUUAAAAGUUGAAUCCGACUUCAUGGGUGCCACUGUAAGUGCCAUUGCCAGCGCCCUCGGCAAUCUGGUGACCAAUACUUCACUGGCUCUGCUUGGUUAUGAAAAAAUGGCGUAUGCUGCAACUAUUGGCAGUCCAUUCUUUAGUGUACUCCUGGGCACGGGUGCUGUGUUAGCAUCCAGAAUAUUAUCCGGCGGUUCUCCCACAAUUGAGAACAUGCAUGGCAAGUAUGGUGAGAAUGCGUUCGUCUUGUUGCUUCUCGGGCUCUUGUCAACGCUGCUGUGGACAGCUUUAUUAAAUUAUAAUUCUCGCCGUUCUGUUGGCAUAUUCUCCAUGGGCAUCUACCUUCUAUAUUUAGUUUUUACCCUGCUGAUUAGGUACGGAAUAAUCCAACCAUAUAUCUUUAUGCAGUCGAUCCAGUCCCCGAUCGUUAUGCAGAGGCAGAUGCGAAUCUUUAAUCAUGACAGCUAACACGCUUUUGAUAUCCAAAAUUUAUAGUAGCAGAUGAAACAAAUUUUAAUGGUAUACACACAUAGUUAAUGUAUGUACUCAGAUACAUUAGUUGCCAUUUACCAUUUGAUAGGUAUAUGUAUGUUUGUAUGUAUGUAUGUAAGUUAUAUGUGAACCAAAAUAUUAAUU
Molecule: messenger RNA, 2110 nt
Organism: Drosophila novamexicana
Lineage: Eukaryota; Metazoa; Arthropoda; Insecta; Diptera; Drosophilidae
Product: putative sodium/calcium exchanger 7
Exons: 2
Coding region: 68-1942 (624 amino acids)
Biological process (GO): monoatomic cation transport; intracellular calcium ion homeostasis; transmembrane transport
Cellular component (GO): membrane
Molecular function (GO): calcium:sodium antiporter activity
Source: RefSeq, a predicted model, not a curated record